AUGACUACACGAUUAUCUAUCUAUCUAUCUAUCUAUCUAUCUAUCUGUCUGUCUGUCUGUCUGUCUAUCUCAGUCAGUUCAUAUUUAUCUAUCCUCUUAUCUAUCUAUCUAUCUCACGAUAUUUUUUUUAUUUUCUAUCUAUCUAUCUAUCUAUCUAUCUAUCUAUCUAUCUCGGUCCGUUCAUAUCUAUCUAUCUAUCUAUCUAUCUAUCUAUCUAUCUAUCCCUUUUCAUUUUCUUUUUAUCUAUUUAUCUGUCUCAUUCAUUCUGCUUCGUUAUCUAUCUAUCUAUCUAUCUAUCUAUCUAUCUAUAAGUCCGUUCACAUCUAUCUCUCCCUCUAUCUCAAGCUGUUCGUAUCUUUCUAUUUCUUUGUUAGUAUUUCUCUCCCUUUCUCUCUCUCCCACUAUCUAUCUAUCUAUCUAUCUAUCUAUCUAUCUAUAAGUCCGUUCACAUUUAUUUCUCCCUCUAUCUCAAGCUGUUCGUAUCUUUCUAUCUAUCUUUGUUCCGUUAUUUCUCCCUCUAUCUCAAGCUGUUCGUAUCUUUCUCCCUCUUUGUUAGUAUUUCUCCCUUUCUCUAUCUAUCUAUCUAUCUAUCUAUCUAUCUAUCUAUCUAUCUAUCUAUCUAUCUAUCUAUCUAUCUAUAAGUCCGUUCACAUCUAUCUCUCCCUCUAUCUCAAGCUGUUCGUAUCUUUCUAUAUCUUGGUUAGUAUUUCUCUCUCUUUAUCUCUCCCUUUCUCUCUCUCCCACUAUCUAUCUAUCUAUCUAUCUAUCUAUCUAUCUAUCUAUCUAUCUAUCUAUCUAUCUAUAAGUCCGUUCACAUCUAUCUCUCCCUCUAUCUCAAGCUGUUCGUAUCUUUCUAUAUCUUGGUUAGUAUUUCUCUCUCUUUCUCUCUCUCCCUUUCUCUCUCUCACACUAUCUAUCUAUCCAUCUAUCAAUCAAUCAAUUUAUCUAUCUAUCUACCUAUCUAUCUAUAUAUCUAUCUAUCUGUUUCUGCUCAUAUAUGCCCAUCGAUUUAUCCCUGUCUGUCUAUCACAAUCAUCGUUCUGGGGAUGA
Messenger RNA from Acanthosepion pharaonis, 1050 nucleotides. NCBI's taxonomy places the organism in Eukaryota, Metazoa, Mollusca, Cephalopoda, Sepiida, Sepiidae. The record is from the annotation of a GenBank genome assembly.